Messenger RNA from Talaromyces stipitatus ATCC 10500, 1041 nucleotides. RefSeq lists its product as uncharacterized. Lineage: Eukaryota; Fungi; Ascomycota; Eurotiomycetes; Eurotiales; Trichocomaceae. The coding region runs from base 1 to 1041 and encodes 346 amino acids. The record is from RefSeq and is a predicted model, not a curated record. The transcript has 3 exons.
AUGUCCCUCAAGGAAACUGAGAUUCAGGCAAAGGCCGCUUUGCAGAAAUCCUUGCGCGAAUCCGAAGAUCUCGUCCACUUCGAGCCUCGAGUCUACGGAGAUUGGCGCGAUGAAUUUCACGAAAAUGGUUGUGUCGUGAUCAAGAAUGUCAUCAGCCCUGAAAAGGCCAAGUAUUACUGCAACAAGCAGAUUGAAUGGCUUUAUAAGUUUGACUUGGGAUUUGAUCAAAAGGAUGAGAGGACAUGGACAGCUGAGCACUUGCCAGUCAACUUCAAGGGAGGAAUGUACUACGCAUACGCGGCACCGCACGAAAAGAUGGCAUGGGAAGCCCGCAUGGAGCCUGCUGUUAUCGAGAUAUUCGAGAAAUUAUGGGAGACAAAGGAACUGAUUUCAUCGUUCGAUGGCCUGAAUAUCUCCUUACCCCGACGAAAAGAUCUUACAUGGACUCCCUGGCCACACUGUGACCAAAACCAAGCUCGCAAGGGAAUGCAAGCUGUGCAAGGACUAUUGAACUUUGCGCCAAAUGGCCCCAAGGACGGAGGUCUGGUCUUGAUGAAAGGUUCUGCCAAAUUAUUCGAUGAAUACUUUUCCCAGGAUCGAGAGUCAUAUCUACAUGAAGACGCUCCUCCACCGGAGCUGAAGUACCAGGACCUCUUCCUGUUCCAUAAGGAUGACCUCAAAUGGUUUGAGGAGCGUGGUUGCGAACUAGUCAAGAUCAACAUGGAUCCUGGCGAUUUUGUUCUGUGGGACUCUCGCACCAUUCAUUACGCCGAGUUACCUCAAGGUGAUCAGAUACGACACGUUCAGUACAUUUGCAUGACACCUCGACGAUUCGCAACCGAAGAAGCAUUGGAAUUGAAAAAGCAAUGUUUUGAAAACUGGCUCGGUACAACACACUGGCCACAUUGUAAUAUUCGGCCGUCAGCUGAGAAACCUAUGAGAAACGGCAAAGUGUGCCCUAAGUAUCGUACAGAGCCAUUUGAAAAGCCUGAGAUUACGGACCGUUUGCUGCAGUUGGCUGGAGUGGAUGCGUAUGCCUGA